Molecule: messenger RNA, 2426 nt
Organism: Drosophila montana
Lineage: Eukaryota; Metazoa; Arthropoda; Insecta; Diptera; Drosophilidae
Gene: Teh3
Product: tipE homolog 3
Exons: 2
Coding region: 74-1429 (451 amino acids)
Biological process (GO): regulation of sodium ion transport
Cellular component (GO): plasma membrane
Molecular function (GO): sodium channel regulator activity
Source: RefSeq, a predicted model, not a curated record
UCGAGGGGAUUAGAGAGCAAACUCUGGAGAGGAUUAGGGAGGAUUAACUAGAAGCAGAAGCAGGCACGCAAUAAUGGGCAAGAAAAAGGUGGCCACGGAGGAUUUGGUGGUGCCGCCGCAGGAUACACGCAUCUGUGGCACCAUCUGCAUAUGCCAGAUGACGCUGGUGCUCAGCUCCGUGGCGCUGGUCUAUCUCACCGUCGCCAUUUAUAUGCCAUCGACGCGCGCCUUUAAGAGCGGCAUCGAUCCGACGCCCGUCAUGUGCACAACGACGCGGGCGGUGAACAAGGACAACUGCGAGUGGGGCAGCUGCGGCGAAUGGUGCCUGAGCAAGACAUCUGGCGCCUGCAUACAGAUCUAUGUGAAUCUGCGCGCCAAUGGCACAAAUCUCACCUUCCAGAACUGCACGAAUUCGGCGAACAAGACGUGCUACGGCAUCGAUCAGGAUCGCGCCGACAAGGCGCGCUGCAUCAACGACGAGUGCAAGAAUCUCACGGGCACUUUUAAUUGCACGGCCGGACAAUGCCUCAACAUAACGGACGCCUUCGAGUGCGUCUUCCACAACAGCGAUGCGCCCGUAAAGUGCUCGGGGCGACGCGGCAAGAUCAAUUGCAUGGACAUCAGCGGAUUGUUCUCGUGUAGUCGCGGCACGUGCCGCAAAAUACGCACGCCGUACAAUUGCGAUAGGCGCUGCGUGGACAUCCCGACGCGGAACAAGAACGUGGUGGUGCUCAGCGGGGACAAGGUGUAUUUGUCGCAAUGCCAGAAUGCGAUCAAUGCCGAGACCUUGGAGGAGGUGUGGAACGAGUCGAACGACAACGUGGCCAUGACAUCGUGCUAUUACAUCAAGAACACGUCGGAUCGCGUCGAUGCGGUCGACUGCAUCAAUGGCUCCACGCUGGAGCACAGCAUGCUCAGCGAUCUGACCAACUUUACAUAUCUCAGCCAUUUGCAUGUGUCCGUCGCGACUCAGGUGCCGGAGAUAGCGCCGCCCGACGUCGACCUGACCAUUUCGAAUGAGUCCAAGCUGAUGAUCAAUCUGGAGGGCUGCGUCAAUACGCUGCAGGAUGAGUGCAAGGAAUUCCUGAAGGUUUUCGGCCGCGAUGGCAGCGAUCACAAUGCCCGGGCACGUUUCCCCUGCUUCUAUUCGCCAUCCAAGAAGGAUAUCGUUGUGGCCCGUUUCGAUCUGGAGGUCACCUAUCGCCAGUUUGUGUUCGCCUCGGUCGUGCCCUCGGUGCUGUUCGUGAUAUCCUGUUCGAUUCUAAUACUAUGCCAGACCACCGUCUAUGUGGGCGACGAUGCCAAGAUGCGUUUCAAGGGCUGCGUCGACACCGCAUCCGUUCUGUCCAAGACCAACGCCGGCGCACCGACCAGCGGCGACAUGGCCGCCGGCGGCGGCGGCGGUGGCGACGAAGUCAUGGCCCUAUGAGAUCCGUCACGCAUUCCUCUGCUCCAGGAAGACAGUCCGGUGCAUCAGACGGGCGUCUUCGCUUUGCAGUAAAUGGAGUUGGGCAUUGUUAUCAAUCGCAACACUUUGUAAUCCUUCCAUCGAACUUCUAACAGACCACAGACACCUGAGCGGCUUGCAAGGACACAACUGAGCUAACACAGCAAAAUCACAAAGAAAAAUAUAUAAAACAUAACAAAACUCUACACCACAUGCGAGGCACGUGAAAAUUCUCGAGUUACGGAACAGAAUCAGAAGACAAUAUUAGUAUAAUUUAUAUAUAUAUCUUUUUCGGAUAGAUUAGGCCACAUACUGAGAGUAAUUGGCGUCGGCGAAUGUUGAUUCGAUUAUUUAACUUUAAGUUGAUAUCCAUAUAGAGAAUACAUAAAUGCACUCAAUGCACGGGGCACAGACACACACACAAUCCACAAUCAGACAGAGACACAGCCACAUGAAGACAACACCCACAAAAAGGGGAUUAGAAUCGGCCCUUAGGAGCAGGCGGAUAAUAUCAGCAAUGGUCAAACGGUUUGGAGGGAUGCGUGAUCAAAACUAAGAAGAUUUCAACAAAACUAAAGACAACUAGAAAAAAAACUAAAAACAAAAAAAACGUUAAACUAACAAACAAAAUUUAGCUAAAAUUAAAGCAAAAUCCAAUUGCAAUUUUAAAAACCAAAAACAAAGACUUAGACUAAAGACAAAAAACCAAAUCCAUUUCGACAAGACGAAAAGCAAAGAGAGAGAAACUUGCGGGUUAACAAAAAAGGAGAAGUUAAGGUAACUUUAGGCUAAGGGGAGAGCGGAGACGUAAAGUUGUUUAUUGUUGUAGGCUCGGCGAGCAGCAAAGUUAGCGGUGUUCAUUUUUAAGGCUUUUAGUGAUAAAAAUUACAAAAAAAAAACCAAAAGAAACAAAAACUUUUAUCCACACACACGACACACACUCGAUAAAAAGUAAUCAUGAAGAAGAGCUCAACGCUGA